Molecule: messenger RNA, 1574 nt
Organism: Ornithorhynchus anatinus (platypus)
Lineage: Eukaryota; Metazoa; Chordata; Mammalia; Monotremata; Ornithorhynchidae
Gene: LETMD1
Product: LETM1 domain containing 1
Exons: 9
Coding region: 97-1218 (373 amino acids)
Biological process (GO): intracellular monoatomic cation homeostasis
Cellular component (GO): mitochondrial inner membrane
Molecular function (GO): ribosome binding
Source: RefSeq, a predicted model, not a curated record
CGGGUGCGCAUGCGCGGCAGGGGCCGGGGUGGGCAGGGUUGACCUUUGCCCCUCCGGUGACCCUCCGGGCCUUCAGGCGGUGACGGCGGGGUCACCAUGGCGCUGCCCGGGGGCUGCUGGACCCGACUGUGGCUGUGGGGGGCGGCGGGAGCCCCCCGCCCCGCCCCGCCCCGCCGCCUGCCGCCCGGGACCCCGGCUUUGACCCCGGCUUUGACCCCGGGCCUGACCCCGGGCUUGACCCCGGCAGCCCCUAGGCCCCGCGGGCUCCACCUGUCCCCCAGGACGAGCGGUCGGGGCCUCUGGGCCUCCGUCCGGGCCCGAGCCAGGAUGGUCAACGAGAAAUACCAUCGGUUCCUGGAGCGUCGCUUUCCCGGCUUCUACGUCCUGUACACCACCUUCUUCAAAGGGUUCCGGGGGCUGGUGGCCGACGCCCAGGAGGCGCGCCGCAUCCGGCUGAGGAGGCUGGAGCAGGGGCUCAGCCCGCAGCGGCUCCCCUACAGGGACAUGGAGCACCUCCGCCAGUUCCGCCGCGACGUGAUGAAGUGUCUCUUGCUGGGCAUCGUGUCCAUCCCGCCGUUCGCCAACUACCUGGUCUUCCUGCUCAUGUACCUGUUCCCGCGGCAGCUGCUGAUCCGGCACUUCUGGACGGCGGCCCAGCAGGUGGAAUUCCUGGACGUGUACCACGCCCUCCGACGCCAGGCGCACCCGCUGGUCCUGAGCGGGCUGGACCGGGCCGCCGCCCUGGGGCCCGCCACCUCCACCGGCCACCUGCAGCGGCUCUGCGCCCGGCUGCAGGCCGGAGACCACCCCGACGUUGCCCAGCUCCUCGCUGUGCGAGACUGUUUCACAGACCGACCCCUGGGCCUCCACAGACUCCCUGCUGCCCACCUGAGAGCCUUGAGCCGGGGGCUGUUCCUGACCCCGUACCUGCCCGCCCCCCUCCUGAGGCACCGCUUGAAGAACCACACGAUCGAGCUCCUCUAUCUGGACCGAGCCCUGCUCAGGCUGGGGCCUAGCCAGCUGACCACCCAGGAAGUCAAAUCGGCGUGCUAUACCCGCGGCCUGGACUCCACCCACCUCGGGGAGGACCAGUGCCGGGACUGGCUGGAGGAGUGGCUGAAGCUGUCCCGCAACCUCAAAGAGGCGGACCUCUCCCUCCUGCUGCACGGCGUGGUCCUGCUGGACACCAACUACCGCGGGACGAGGACGAAGCGCUGAGCGGGGGGCGGCGCCCCAUCCCGUCGGGCCCUCCCAGCCCCCCGGGGGUGCCGAGGGGGGGCCGGGGGGCCGGCGGGGACGCCCCGGGGCGGGGACGACGGCUCCUCACAGCCGCCCGCCCCCUCCCCCCGGGCCUCGCCCUCACAGAGAGAAGGCCCCGCGCCCCGACGGCACCACGCGAGGCGGCCCUCGCCGCGGCGGCCGGAUCCCCCCACCCCGUGGGCGGCGCAGACCAGCGGCACGCCCCGCGCUCGGAGCACGUGUUUUAAUUUUACAUUUAAAUAUUUUCUUUAAAUACAGCAUUAUCACAAUGUAGUGAACCGAAGAGGCCAAAAAAAAAAACAAAAAAAAACCUA